CACCUCCAUAGAUAACACAGUGAAGAGCGCUGUCGGCGGGUUUAGCGAAAAUGGCGCCGUUGCUAAGAGCGGAAAGCCACGGCAAAAAUAACGGCUGCAGGUAGAUUUGGACAGCGACCCGGAGCCGUGUCAGACAGAUCCCUGAUAUGGCAGGCUUGGAUCAAAAAUCGCCCAACGUCUUGCUACAAAGUCUCUGUUGCAGGAUAACUGGGAAGAGCGAAGCCGAUGUUGCCCACCAGUUCCAGUAUGCUGUGCGAGUCAUUGGAAGUAAUUAUGCUCCUACAAUUGAACGGGAUGAGUUUCUUGUAGGUGAAAAGAUCAAGAAGGAACUUGUGAAGCAAAGAAGAGAAGCAGAUGCAGCACUUUUUUCUGAGCUUCACAGGAAACUUCAGUCACAGGGUGUGCUGAAGAAUAGAUGGUCCAUACUGUACCUCCUGCUCAGCCUUUGUGAGGAUCCUCGUAAACCACCUAGCAGGGUUGCGAAUUAUACAGCGCUCUUCGCUCAGGCGUUGCCAAGAGAUGCCCACUCCACACCCUACUACUGUGCCAGGCCUCAGAGCCUGCCGCUCGGCUACCCUGACAGGACCCAGACGGCCCAGAGCUCAGGCAGCAUGGGCAGCAGUGGCGUCAGCAGCCUGGGGGUUUAUGCUGUGAACGGGCCGACGCCAACCCCCCAGUCACUGCUCCAGGGGCACCAGUCCCAUGUAGUGGGGGACUCUCUCCGUCAGCAGCUGGGCUCUCGGCUGGCCUGGAACCUCCCCUCGUUCUCAGCAGCUACCUCACGAGGCCCCCCGAACUCGGUGGGCCGCAGCGCUCCCAGACCUCGCCGGGAAGGGGACAUCAGCGGCACCGUUGAAAUCAGCGAAGCUGCCCUUGUCAGAGACAUAUUGUAUGUCUUUCAGGGGAUAGAUGGCAAGUUCAUCAAAAUGUGCAGUUCUGAAAAUUGCUAUAAAAUUGAUGCCAAGACUGCGAUUUCGAAGUCUCUCCGUGACACCACAAGCAGGCUGGCAGAGCUGGGGUGGUUGCACAACAAAGUGCGAAAGUACACUGACCAGCGGAGCCUUGACCGGGCAUUUGGACUCGUUGGCCAGAGUUUUUGUGCUGCCCUUCAUCAGGAGCUCAAGGAGUACUACCGGCUUCUCUCUGUCUUACAUUCCCAGUUACAACUCGAGGAUGACCAGGGAGUGAAUUUGGGAGCUGAAAGUAGUUUGACGCUCCGCCGCCUACUUGUGUGGACUUAUGACCCCAAGAUCAGAUUGAAAACUCUUGCUGCUCUUGUUGAUUACUGUCAAGGGAGGAAAGGGGGAGAGCUGGCCUCAGCUGUCCAUGCUUAUGGCAAGACCGGAGACCCAUACAUGAGAGCACUAGUCCAGCAUAUCCUUGGUUUGGUGUCCCACCCCAUCCUGAACUUCCUGUACCGCUGGAUUUAUGACGGGGAGCUGGAGGACACGUAUCACGAAUUCUUUGUAGCCUCAGACCCAACAGUGAAGACUGACCGACUGUGGCAUGAUAAGUACACACUAAGAAAAUCCAUGAUCCCCUCUUUUAUAACGAUGGAUCAAGCUCGAAAGGUCCUCCUUACGGGAAAAUCAAUUAACUUCUUGCACCAAGUUUGCCAUGACCGGACUACUCCUGGGAAAAUAACGCCAGCAGCAAAAUCUGCUGAUUCUCCCAAAGAUGCUGCUGAGUUGUUCACUGACUUGGAAGGAGCCUUCCAAGGAAAGAUUGAUGCAGCCUAUUUUGAGACCAGCAAAUAUCUUCUGGAUGUCCUCAACAAGAAUUACCUCCUGCUGGAACACAUGCAGGCCAUGAGACGGUAUUUACUGCUGGGCCAAGGAGACUUCAUACGUCACUUAAUGGACCUGCUGAAGCCAGAACUGGCUAGACCAGCCACCACCUUGUAUCAGCACAAUCUCACGGGCAUCCUCGAGACCGCAGUCAGGGCUACCAAUGCACAGUUUGACAGCCCCGAGAUCCUGAAACGGCUUGAUGUCAGACUCCUUGAAGUAUCACCUGGUGACACCGGUUGGGAUGUAUUCAGUCUGGAUUACCACGUUGAUGGGCCCAUUGCAACGGUGUUCACUCGGGAAUGUAUGAGCCACUACCUCAGGGUGUUUAACUUCCUCUGGAGAGCCAAGCGCAUGGAAUACAUUCUCACCGACAUCUGGAAAGGCCAAAUGUGCAAUGCCAAGCUACUCAAGGGCAUGCCAGAGCUCUCUGGUGUAUUACAUCAAUGUCAUAUUCUGGCCUCAGAAAUGGUCCACUUUAUUCAUCAGAUGCAAUAUUACAUUACAUUUGAGGUGCUGGAAUGCUCUUGGGAUGAGCUCUGGAACAGAGUCCAGCAGGCCCAAGAUUUAGACCACAUUAUUGCUGCUCACGAAGUGUUCCUUGACACCAUCAUAUCACGCUGUCUGCUGGAUACCAACUCCAGGGCUCUCCUGAACCAGCUCCGAGCCAUCUUUGAUCAGAUCAUCGAGUUCCAGAAUGCCCAGGAAACCCUGUACAGAGCAGCCCUGGAGGAGCUGGAACUCAGACUGCAGUUUGAGGAGAAGAAAAGAGAGAGAGAGAAGGAGGGUGAGUGGGGAGUGACAGCAGCACAAGAAGAAGAAGAGAACCGACGAAUUCAGGCAUAUCGAGAAACCAUACCAAAAACGCGUUCCCAGUUACGGAUACUGACACAUUUCUACCAGGGUAUCGUCCAGCAGUUUUUGGUGUUGCUCAUGACAAGUUCGGACGAAAGCCUCCAGUUUCUUAGCUUCCGCUUGGAUUUCAAUGAGCAUUACAAAGCCAGGGAACCCCGGCUGCGCGUCUCCCUGGGGACCACUAGGGGGAGACGUAAUCCCAACAUGUAAAAUACUAUCUUCAGAGUUUUCUACCGGUUUUCAAUAGGGCUACAUGGACCUUUUUCCACCUUAUCAAAAGCCUUCCAUGUCAUUGCCAAACAAAAAUGCUCCAGAAAAUAGAGUGGUUAAAACAAUGUAUAAUUUUAGUAGCACAAGGUCACAAUGCAUUUUGUUUUUGUGGUUUAGCUUUUGCUCCUGUAUAGAUGUUGAGCACAAAAUGAUAUUCAUUAUUUUUUCUAGAUUUCUUUUUGUUUGCUCCAUUGUUGUCUUUCUAUGAUUCAUGUAAAUUGACCCUUUCUGUUUAAAAAAAAAAACGAUUUUGCACUUUUAAAUAUGUAUCAUCCUUUCAUUCUGCAUUUAAUGUUUUAAUGUUCCUUUUCUUAAUUUUUGUCUGUGAAAGAGCGAGGUGGUCACGGAAUCUUUGUAAGAACAUGCAGUUAGAUUUAGCCACUGUGGCAUCAGCCAUAUGAUGGAUAAAGUUUAAAUGUACAAAGAUUUCAGCAUUCAGAACUUCAUCUAUUCAAUAUCGAUUUCCCCUGCUUUUGAAGAGCACAGCUGUGCUUGAGUAGGCCUUCAGAGUCUGAGCACUCCCUUAAAAGACCUGCUUGACAAAUUGAUCUGCAGGAUUUAAGUACAUUAAUGUAUUAGCUAUGGCAAAGUUAACAUUUCUGACAUUGUUACUGCAUACAAAACCACUCCUGUCCUUCUUGUGCUCGGAUUUGUAGAAUCAUGUUAGAAUCACCUGUUCCUCUGAGAUUAGGAAUAUGGAACAGCUCAUCUUCAGUUCCAGAGGUCUGAGUAGACUUUAUCAAUGAUAUGGGAUGCUGCAGUGUAUUCUUAAUGAGGAAGUUCUCUUCGGGAGAAGGCUGAUGUUGAAAAAUGUGUUCCCCUUUUGACGUGUAACAUUUUAUUUGGUAUUUAUUUCUUUUCCUGAGUGUAGUCAUUAAAGUGUGACCUAUGUCCUGCAUGUCUGAAUUAGCAUUGUUACAAAUGAUUGCUUUCUCCUGAAAUGUGCAGGCUAGAUUUGUCAAACCGUUUACACCAAAGUGCACCAUCAUUUCUGAAAAAUAAUCCGACUGUUCAAUUUUACAACGCAAAUGCUGAGUGCGAUGAAGGCUUAGAUUUGAAACCCGGAGGUUCACCUAAUUUCACUUUUUCAUGGCGGUAAAAGUUGAUGUCUUGAGCUGCUUUUACUCGAAUAAAAUGGUGUUCUUACACUUUGGCGCCAAACCCUUGAUAAAUCUCCUAUGUGUUGUACAAGUCCAGUCCUGUAUUUAAGAAGCUGAGAUGAAUCUCAUGUUAAAUUGUACCUGUGUUCCCAAUGGAAUAGAUUGGGGGGGAAGGGUAUUCUGUGAACCUGUCCUUACAAAUGGAGCAAAACAUGAGGAAAUCCCCACCUUUAUUUGUAUAGCACAGAUGUAUAUAACAUACAUUAAAAGCCAUCUUUUCAUUUAUUCUUUAAUAAAUGAUCAUUUUUUAUCACCA
Molecule: messenger RNA, 4328 nt
Organism: Lepisosteus oculatus (spotted gar)
Lineage: Eukaryota; Metazoa; Chordata; Actinopteri; Semionotiformes; Lepisosteidae
Gene: tubgcp3
Product: tubulin gamma complex component 3
Biological process (GO): microtubule nucleation; cytoplasmic microtubule organization; meiotic cell cycle
Cellular component (GO): spindle pole; equatorial microtubule organizing center; centrosome
Molecular function (GO): microtubule minus-end binding; gamma-tubulin binding
Source: RefSeq, a predicted model, not a curated record